UUCGGGCCGGCCACGCGCACGCUCUUCCGCGAGCUGCGCUCGGCGCGAUUCGUGCGCUUCCUCGAGGACCUCAGCGGCGUGAGCGGCCUCUUCCCAGACCCCGCCUACCAGGGCAGCGGCGUGCACAUCACGUCGGACGGCGGCUACCUCAACGUGCACGCCGACUUCAAUGCGCGCCAUCUUCAACCCGUGAUGCACCGCCGCGUCAACAUGUUCAUCUACCUCACCCCGGGAUGGCAGGAAGAGUACGGUGGCCACCUUGAGCUGUGGAACCGCCGCAUGGACAAGUGCGAGCAGCGCAUCCUGCCCAGCUACGGCCGCUUCGUGGUCUUCCGAUCAGACAGUUUCUCCUACCAUGGGCACCCGCUGCCCAUGCGCCUGCCGCCCAACGUGAUGCGCCGCUCGAUUGCAUUCUACUACUAUACGAAAACUCGCCCGAGGCGGGAGUGCCUCGACGCCAAAUGCAAGCUGCACAGCACCCUGUUUCAA
This is a messenger RNA of Emiliania huxleyi CCMP1516, 489 nucleotides long. RefSeq lists its product as hypothetical. The annotation marks the transcript as partial. The transcript has a single exon. The record is from RefSeq and is a predicted model, not a curated record. NCBI's taxonomy places the organism in Eukaryota, Haptophyta, Isochrysidales, Noelaerhabdaceae.